Messenger RNA from Perognathus longimembris pacificus (Pacific pocket mouse), 2181 nucleotides. It is a transcript of the gene Acoxl, whose product is annotated as acyl-CoA oxidase like. The transcript has 21 exons. Lineage: Eukaryota; Metazoa; Chordata; Mammalia; Rodentia; Heteromyidae. Gene Ontology annotation, biological process: lipid homeostasis; fatty acid beta-oxidation using acyl-CoA oxidase. The record is from RefSeq and is a predicted model, not a curated record. Gene Ontology annotation, molecular function: acyl-CoA oxidase activity; fatty acid binding; FAD binding. Gene Ontology annotation, cellular component: peroxisome.
AUGGAGCUGGCUCGGGACCUGGGGCUUGGGGACUCCUCCCUGCAGCGCUACCUGGACGGCGACUUCUGGAGCCUCAAGAACGAGCUGCGCAGCCUCUUGGGCAGCCACCCGCUCUUCUGGCACAGGUAUGAUUUAAGUUUGGAUGAGAUGAGAGCUUUGACAGUUCAGAGAGUGAAGUUUGCCAUGGGUCUCCCUCCGCUAAAGCAUGCAUUACAGGAACUGGCGUCUUUGUCCCGGCUCCAGCUCCAUGGACUUGGAUAUCGGCCACUUGGCCAGCUCCGGCCCCGUGGGAUAGUGUGGAGUAUUUGCGCAGAGUUGACAGGAUGAAGUGGCCUGUUUAUAGAAGUCUCUCUGUAUAGAUUCGCACCAGAACUGUGUUGUCGUCUUGACGGCCACAGGGAUUGCUUGAAAGGGGGACUGAGUUGCCUGCCAAGCAAAUCCAGUGCAGCUGGAAUCAUGCAAGAGAGAUCCAAGAACUUUGUCAGCCGAAGCCUUGCCAUAGGAGAAGUUGUCACCAUUGCAGACGUGGCCACAAGUGUGAAGUGUGGAAUACUAUAUUGGCUAUUUGCUGGGACAAUCCUGAAUCUUGGAAGUCCAGAACAUGUUACUAAGUGGUUGCCAGCACUCCAGGAGCAGAAAUACACUGGGAUGUUUGCAAUGACUGAGAGGGGUCACGGGAGCAACGUGAAAAGGAUUCAGACUGAAGCUACCUUUGACCUUGCUGCACAGGAGUUUGUCAUUGACACACCAUGUGACAAUGCCCAGAAGAUGUACAUUGGAAAUGCCAUGAAUGGGAAUUAUGCAGCUGUCUUUGCCCAGCUCCUUAUAAAUGGAACAUCUCAAGGGCCCCACUGUUUCAUUGUUCCUGUUUGGGAUGAACAUGGAAGCUUGUACCCGGGAGUGACAGCUAUGGAUAUGGGGUACAAAGAAGGUCUGAAUGGUGUGGACAAUGGGAUUUUAAUAUUUGACAAGGUUCGGAUACCCAGGGAGAACCUGCUGGAUAAGUUUGGCUCGGUGACUCCGGAUGGACAGUACCACUCAUCUAUUAAGAACAAGAAUGCAAGAUUCAAUGCCAUGCUGGCAGCACUGGUGCCUUCGAGAUUAGCGGUGGCCUUCCAGGCCAUGGGCAGUAUGAAGCUUGGGUUGACGAUAGCCAUUCGCUACAGCCACAGCCGGAGGCAGUUUGGGCCUGAGGCCAAGGAGGAGGUGAAGAUCAUGGAGCACCAAACCCACGCCCUGCGGCUGAUGCCUCACCUGGCCACCGUGUUGGCGCUGACCUUUGCCAGCAGGUACGCUGGCGCCCUCCUGGACGAGGACUUGGCCCAGGGGAAGGAGCUCGUCCGCAGUCGCCCCCUGCAGGCUCUGGUGGCGGGCCUGAAGGCCUACAGCACCUGGGAAAACACCCGCUGCCUGCAGGACUGCCGAGAGUGCACUGGAGGCGCGGGUUACAUGAUGGAAAACCGAAUCGCAGGCCUGAAGUGUGACACAGAUGUGCUGGUAACUUUUGAAGGUGACAAUAUUGUUUUGCUUCAGGUUGUGGCCCGGGAACUGCUGGCUCAAUACGCCAAGGAGUAUAAAGAAAAGCAGCUCUUUGCUGUGCUUCGGAGCUGGGUGACACCUGCAAUGGACCAGCUGAGAACCAGCUUCCUGGCGUUUAACUGGGACCCAGUCGGUCACCUCACCUUUCUACUGAAAGCAGUAAAUUUUCGAGAAAGAGUUCUGCAGCGGAGUUUGGUGGCCAGGAUUUACUACAAGGUGGUGAGCAAGCAGGAAGACUUCUUCUUUGCCUGGAACUCCUGUCUGCACCACGUCGUCUCCCUGUCUCUGGCCCACACUCACAGAGUCACGCUGGAGCAGUUCUCGCUGGCCGUGCCGCGCUGCGCUGACCCCGAGGACCGGGCUUUGUUAAUGAAGUUUUGUCUGCUGUAUGGAACCCAGCUGGUGUUCCAGGAGCGAGCCUGGUAUUUAGAACACAAGUACCUGAGCCCCGUGACCAGCGCAAGGAUCAGGAAUCAGCUGCUGCUCCUGUGCGACUGGGCGAAGAGCGAGGCCCCGAGGGUGGCGUCCGCCUGGAACAUUCCACGCGCCGCCCUCCACGCGCCGAUCGCGGGGGUCCCCGGCGCGCGGGCCCCCUGGGCCUCCCACCCGGCGCCCCCGGGGCCGCCGCGGGCCAAGCUGUAA